Seminavis robusta is the source of this 2784-nucleotide messenger RNA. Lineage: Eukaryota; Bacillariophyta; Bacillariophyceae; Naviculales; Naviculaceae. The record is from the annotation of a GenBank genome assembly.
AUGACGCCUAGUACCGAUACCCCUACCCGUACCAUUCCAGAAGAACCGGGCGACGACGGCGACCUGAUGGACCAGUCUCGUGUGUCCCGCACCAAUCGAAGCUUCAAUGACGACGAGCCCGAGAAGAUUAUGAUUGCGAACCGCGAGGACAAGGCGGUCUGUCGCUUUCGAACUCUGCUGGCGCUCGUGCUGGUGGUGGUGGCGACCGGUGUCUCUACCGCUGUCUACAUGCUCACCCGCAACGGAGAAGUGGAAGACUUUGAGAGGCAGUACCAAGAUCACGCGCAAAAGGUGGCCGCUUCGUUCACCGACAACGCAGCCCUUCGUUUGGGCGCCAUUGAACUGUUUGCCGUAUCGAUUGCCAGCAACGCCCGCGCUCGUGGCGAGACCUGGCCUAUGGUGACCAUCCCGGACUACCAGAGGGUUUCCUCGUACAUUUUGGAACUCUCGGCCGUCAUGUCCCUCACGUUUCAUCCGCUGGUCCAUGCCGACGAACGCACCGAGUGGGGCGAGUACUCGGGCAACAACACCGAAUGGAUUGACCAGGGAACUGUCUACCAGGAACAGCGCAAAUCAGAGGACUAUGACUAUGAGGAGGAGAAGGGAUACACGGACUUUCUAAACAAGGUCUUUCGUGGCCCCGUCGAAGAUGGCAUGGUCAUUCGGCCCUACAUUUUCAACCUCACUGCCGACGGCAUUUCCCUCCCCCCUGACGACGCCGAACACUUUCUUCCCUGGUGGCAGUUUGCGCCCUUUAUCGAAGGCGUCAAUUCCGGUAUCAACUACAAUACCUUUUCGUCUUCCACCCGCGGACCGGAUCUCCAGACGGUCAUGGCCACGCAAAAGCCAUUGGUCACUCCGGCGUGGGACUAUUCUCUGCAGAACCGCGCCACUGUGGCCCGCAAGGCCGUCCUAAACAUGUACCUCAUGCGCUGGAAAGAUGGCGGCAAAAAGUAUGAGGAUGGACCCGCCAGUGAUUUGUACUUCCCCGUCUUUGAGUCCUAUGAAGAUGAAGACACGUACAUGGACAUUCCGCCGGAGGAACGCACCAUGGUCGGCGUCUUGUCGGCGUAUGUCUACUGGCAAAUCUAUUUUGAAAAUGUGCUGCCGGAUGCCGAUAACGCGCAAGGUGUGAUUGUUGUCUUGGAGAACAAUUGCGAUCAAGCGUUUACCUAUGUCAUCAAUGGUGCUUCGGCAAGCUAUGUGGGCAUGGGGGAUCUACAUGAUCCCAAGUAUGAUGAUCUCGUGGUUUCCACUGGAUAUGGAGCGUUCCUAGGAGGACACGCCGCCACGGGGGACUUUGACAACCAGUGCAUUUACGGCAUCAAGGUGUAUCCCUCUGUCGAAAUGGAAGAUCAUUUCCUCACCAGCAUGCCCCUGAUCUUCACCCUGGUGGUUGUCGCCGUAUUCGUCGUCACCAGUUUGAUCUUUGUUCUAUACGAUGUCAUGGUGGAAAAGAGACAAACCGCCGUCAUGAAAAAGGCCGUGCAGAGCACGGAAGUUGUCAACUCGUUGUAUCCCGCUGCGGUUCGCGACCGUCUCUUUGAUGCAAGCGCCACCAAAAGCGUCAAGACGGAUUCCAGUAGUUUUCUGGUCGAACAACCAAACGGUGGUGGAGCAGACGAGGAACCCGAUGGCAUUGUGGCCGACCUUUACAACGACUCCACCAUUCUCUUUGCGGAUCUGGCCGGGUUUACCCAAUGGAGCAGUACCAAGGAACCCAAGCACGUCUUUCAGCUCCUCGAGACGUUGUAUGCAGAAUUCGACCGCAUAGCCAAGAAACGAAGGGUCUUCAAAGUUGAGACUAUAGGUGAUUGCUAUCUGGCAAUUACUGGCGUUCCUCGCCCGCAAUCCAGGCAUGCUCUCAUUAUGGCCCGUUUUGCCCACGAGUGCCGCACGGUCAUGAACAAAGUCAUUCACUCCAAACUUGUGCACACCCUAGGCGAGGAGACCGCUAGCCUGCAGAUGCGAGUUGGGCUUCACAGUGGACCUGUCACUGCUGGAGUACUCAGAGGUGAUCGAGCACGAUUCCAGUUAUUUGGUGAUACCGUGAACACCGCCAGCCGAAUGGAGAGCACUGGAUUGGCAGGACGAAUUCAGGCCUCGAAAGCCACCGCCGAUUUGAUUGUUGCUGCUGGCAAGGGUUCCUGGGUGACCCAGCGAGAAGGAGGUGUAGAAGCCAAAGGCAAGGGCAACAUGGAAACGUUUUGGAUUGAUCCUCAGACAGAACCUACAGUCACCGGGUCUGUAGUGUCAGGAAUGACCACUAGUUCAGGCGAACGGGGAUCGACUGGAUUUGCCAGCGACGACGGUUGUGGUACCGACGGCACAGGAGCGGUGGAUUUAGGUUUUGAGGAGAUUGUCGACGAUAAGCCAGAUACAAAAGAAAGUCCACCAUCGACGCACGAUGACACCGUCGGUAUACUGCAGAUACAACAGCUAGCUAACAAGGAAGACUCAUGGACACCCAUCGAGUCGAGCGAAUACGAUGAUGAGCCGUGGGUCGACGGUCGCAAGUCAGAGCCAGUUGCCAUGAGCAAGUCGCGAAACCAAAAGCGGGACAUUUCAUUCCAGAGUUACCUUACGAGCACUGACGAAAAAAUGAAAGGCUACACCGAAGCUCAGGGUCAGAGCAACGAAACCGUCAAAGACGGUGAAGACAAUGGUGGGGAAAGCAACGCUAGUAACGACGAUUUGUACAGGCAGCAGCGGCAAGGCCGAGUUGACGGUUACGACACAGCAACGGCGGGAGAUGACAUAGCUUCGCAGCCAAGCACGAGCUGA